GCCUGGUCCCCCAGCAGUCCUGCUCGCGCUCACUCAUCCAGCAGAGACCGUCGGAGGAGGAUUUAACGCAGAUUUUAGCCCAGAAAAAGUGAAGAUUUCUGCUCAGAAACUUCGAAACUCUGUCGGAGAAGCGAUGAGUUUGAUUUAGUCACGUUCACAGACGGGGAAGGGAAGUUUGUCGUGCUGUUUUUACCUGUUUAAGCUGAAAAAAAGAGGCGGAACGGCGUCGGACAGGUCUGUGCUGACUCACCUGGAUCGACCAAUCACGUGUCUCCUCUGUGACCUCACCAGCUGAUACUGGGUUAUCGAUCGGCUGAUACUUGGUUAUCGAUCGGCUGAUAUUGGGUUAUUGAUCAAUUUUACCGAUUGAUCGAUGGCAGCCUCAGAACUGAUCCAGGACGAUGAGGACGUUCGGAUCCACAUGGACGCUAACGUGACCACGGGCGACCCCCCUCCAUGCUCCGUCGCCAAUGGUAACCCAACCCGUCACGCCCGCUCUUCCUCCUUGCCGCCCCCUGAUGACGAUGUGGACGGCCGGGCUGCAGGCGAUAAACUGAGCAGCCUGCUGAAGCAGAACCAGCUGGUCCGGACCCUCAGCAGCGGUCUGCGGCGGCGCUGCGACUACGUCAAGAUCUCGGUGACGGAGGAACACGCCGACCGUCUGCCCAAGGAGUGGUGGAAGACCGGCGUGGCCUUUCUCUACGCCACCUUCAACCUCGUCUUCACCACCGUCAUCAUCACCGUCGUCCACGAGAGGGUCCCCGACAAGUCGGUCAGUCCUCCGCUGCCCGACAAGUUCUUCGACUACGUGGACCGAGUGCCGUGGGCGUUCACUGUCACCGAGGUCAACGGGCUCAUCCUCUGUGGACUCUGGUUGGUGCAGUGGAUCUUCCUCAGACACCGAGCCAUCAUCGGCCGUCGCUGCUUCUUCCUCAUCGGGACUCUCUACAUGUAUCGCUGCGUCACCAUGUACAUCACCACGCUGCCCGUUCCUGGGAAACACAUGGUCUGCGCUCCAAAGCUCUACAACGACUCGACGGGGAAGAUCUGGAGGAUUCUGAGGCUGAUCUCUGGAGGAGGUUUGUCUCUGACUGGCUCCCACCUGAUGUGUGGAGACUUCCUGUACAGUGGACACACCGUCAUGCUGACGCUGUCCUACCUGUUCAUCAAGGAGUGCGCUGCGUCAGGCACCCAACAACUUCCUGUCCAGGACGUGGUGGAACCCCGUCUUCAACUUCCUGGAGCGGAACGUUCAGACAACGGUUCCAGUGGUGUUCUCCUCGCCGGUGGCAUUUCCGUCCUGCGGGCAGCGCUACCGGAUCGUAGAGGGAGGGAGGGAUGAGUGAGGAGAUGGGACGGACGGUGAGUUACCAGAACCAGGAGGAACCAGGAGGAACCAGAACCAUGGUACUACGUUUACAUCUUCAGCAGCAUUCAUCAGGAACUGAACUGCCAAGGAUCAGUUUCCUCACCAGCUAAAAGCUAAACGGCUAGCUACGCCACAUAUCCAGUUAGCCUCAUGCUACAUCAGAAACCAUCUUUUUUAGCAGUAAUGCUAACGGAAUUAUGGAACUGUCUUUAGCAUCUAUGAAAGUAAACAGACGACUGGUGCUACAUAUUCAAACGUUACUUCUGACUGGUGUGUGAGCUAGCCAGCAAUCUGCAUCAGAGCUAACCUGCUAGUUACAGUAAAAGCUUGUGUUGUUGAAUGUGGUGCUGUUAGCCUGAGGCUAACUUGUUAUGCUAAACAGUUUAGAUGAUUAAUGACAACCACUGCUAGCCAAACACAUUUAAAUGUUGCUGUUUGUGUGGUAACCAAGUUAGACCAAAGCUAAGCUGCUAGCAAUUCAUCUUACCAUUUAGCCACAUGCUAACUCUUCAUCAGAAACAAUCUUCUUUAUCAGUAAAUUCAACUAAAGUAUAAAAAUGUAUUUGUCAUGUAUGAAAAGUAAACAAAAAACAGUGCUAAAUGUUUUAUUUGCUAAAUUUCAACUUCCAGUGUCUGGGGAUGAAACUUUCCUGAUGCUAAUUAGCUAAUUAGCCUGAUGCUAGGUAGCUAGUUAGCCUGAUGCUUCUCUAUCUCCAGCAGCCAGCAGGAGGCGACACUGAAAAAAUCUUCUUGAUCAGUAAUGUCAACUAAAGUAUAAAAAUACAUUUUUCAUGUACGAAAGGUAAACAAAAAAAAUGUUGCUAAAUGUUCCGUUAUUUCUAAGAUUUUCAAUCAAGGCUAACCUGAUAGCUAUGACAAAUUCCUAGUGGCUAGCUCAUUAUGCUAACUAGUUCAGUUGAUAAAUGACAACUACUGCUAGCCAAACACAUUUAGCAUACACAAAACAAAGGAAAGAAAAUUCAAACUGGACUAAAAUUUAACAUUGAUGUUUGGGUGUUAGCUGGCGAAGCUAAACCGCUAGCUACAUCACUUUACCAAAGCUAGCAUCUCUGAAAAGUAAAAGUAAAUUCUGACAAUGUUUAAAAUAGGUGAAAAUUAUUUCUGACAGUUUGUAUUUUAAGCUAGCUAGAGAUUUAAGAAAAGCGAGUCAACAAGCUAUGUCACUUUUCCAAAGCUAGCAUCCAUGAAAAGUGAACGUGUCACUGUCCAACUAAGAAAAUGGAGACUAAAUGUUACGUACGAGUUUAUGAGAGUUUGUCUUGUGUUUGAUUUGUACGCUAGCAAGAUUAAAGUGCUUAAUAUGUUACAUUCCCUCUGAAAUCUGGCGUUGUUACAUUUGGUACCGUUAGCCACAGGUGAGCUCAUUAUGCUUACAAGGUUUGAUGAUUAAUGCCAGCUAGCAGUAGCAAAACACAUUUAGCAUGCUCAGAACUAAGAAAACAAAAAAACGACUUAAUUCAAAAAGUGCUGUUUGGAUGUUAGCCAGCCAAGUUGGACCAAAGCUAAACCGCUAGCUACAUCUCAUUUCCAGUGCUAGCAUCCAUGAAUGCUAAACGUGCCACCUCCAGCAACUGAGACUAAAUGUUGGAAUGUUUAUUCUUUCUGACUGUUACUCUGUGUAAGCUAGCCAACUAGCUAGGUAGCUAACUUCCAGUGUCUAGGGAUGAAACGUUCCUGACGCUAGGUAGCUGGUUAGGCUGAUGCUAGGUGGCUAGUUAGUCUGAUGCUAGGUGGCUAACUUCGAGUAUUUGGGGAUUAAAGUGAAUUAUUUCAGUUUAGAGGAAAACAGACGAUAAAAUCAGUACGACUGCUGGUCUGUGUUGUCGUUAAUGUUGUUGUUACUGUUGUUGUUUAUGUUGUUUAUAUUGUUAUUUAUUUGUUCAAGUAUUGAAACGUUGAUGUUGUUUUUUUAUAUUAUUAAGAAGUAAAUCAGUGAAAGAAAAACUCAUCUGAAAACUUUUUCUGUUUAAAACUGUAAAAGCUUCAAUAUUAAAAAUUUAUUUGAUUGAUCAUUUAAA
Messenger RNA from Amphiprion ocellaris (clown anemonefish), 3408 nucleotides. Its product is annotated as phosphatidylcholine:ceramide cholinephosphotransferase 2-like. Gene Ontology annotation, biological process: ceramide biosynthetic process; sphingomyelin biosynthetic process. NCBI's taxonomy places the organism in Eukaryota, Metazoa, Chordata, Actinopteri, Pomacentridae. The coding region runs from base 374 to 1342 and encodes 322 amino acids. Gene Ontology annotation, molecular function: ceramide cholinephosphotransferase activity; sphingomyelin synthase activity. The record is from RefSeq and is a predicted model, not a curated record. The transcript has 6 exons. Gene Ontology annotation, cellular component: endoplasmic reticulum membrane; Golgi membrane.